AAUAAAGUUAACCACUAGCGGCAAUCAGUCGCUGCCGUGUGAAUUUAGAGUAAACAUCUUGUUCGAACUCAAUUAUUGCACAAAAAGAAAAAAAAAAUACAUUCCAAUUUUAAAAUAUUUUUAAAAAGUUGAAUGACGCUUGAAUAUCGCGCCAAAAUAACGGUGACGGGAAUGGCGGGAAAUGGUGAUGUAAUUAAAAAAUCUUUUAAUGGCUCCAGUGCUUUUGGAGUUAAUAAAAGGGCACAAGGUUCUAUCGCCAAAAAAGCUGAAGCAUAUUUACAAGCUGUGAGUCAGAGUCAAGGGCCUCCACCGAAGGUGGCCAAAGAAAAAACUCUGAAGUUGGAGGCGGUGUCGAGGGUGGCCGCUAUACCAAUAGUCGGCUCAAGCAUCGAUGUCACAGAGAAGUUAUACCAUAAAAUAAAGGAAUCAAACCGCCUCUUCCGCUGGUAUUUAAACCUAGGAGAGAAGUCUCUAGCAACUGGUGCUCAGCUGGCCCUGCCGGCGGUGAUGCUGUUCGAAGGUCCCAUCCACCAGUUAGACAAAUUCCUUUGCAAGUCUUUGGAUAUUGUGGAGAAGAGAGUGCCAUCUAUAUACCUUCCUCCGGAGACGAUGUAUUCCGAGACCCGGCGAUACGUGCGCCGGCGCGCCAACUCGGUGAAGCAACUGGGGACGGCGGUGCUGGAGUCGAGGGUCACAGCCGUGACGGCGACAGCACUGGACCGCGCGCUCACCACCGCCGACAAGUACGUCGACAAGUACCUGCCGCCCGACAACCAGGAUGCAUCUGAUGUGGUGAUCAUAGUGAGCGGGCCGGACGCGGCGGCGGCGGGGGGCGGGGAGGGCGCGGAGGGCGCGGAGGCGGAGGGGGAGGGGGGUCGCGCGCGCGCCGCGCAGGCCGUGCAGCACGGCGCGCGCCUGCGCAGGAAGCUGCAGCGCCGCCUCACCAGGCAGGCGCUGGCCGAGGCCAAGGCCAUCAAGGAACAGAUACACGUACUCGUCUACGUUGCUGAAUUGGUUGCAACAGAUCCAGCGCUAGCAUGGAAGAAAGCCAAAGAACUGUAUGCGUCGUUGAGCCAACCAGAGCCGGAGAACCAGGCGCGGCCGGCCACCCUCGAGGAAUUGAUGGUGUUGCUCGCGCGCGAAACCGCCAGAAAAGUAGUUCAUCUUGUCAACUACACUCACACGGAUUUGCCCAGGAAUGUGCGACAGGGCCUGUCGGUGAUCUCGAAGCACUUGUCCGCAACAGCAGACGCGGUCAUAAAGAGCGUGCCGGUGGAGAGUGCACUGGCGGAGGUCCGCGGCUUGCGCAGCAAACUGCAGGCGCUGCUGCAGCAGCUGCAGGCCGCCUCCAAGACUUACUUGGAACACUUGGCAAUAUUUCUGGCGGGGAACGAGGAGCGAGAGAAGAUCACGCCGCGGUCCGCGUACAACCAGCGGGAAGACCUUGCCAUCAACGGAGUCAACUGAAUGCAGGUUGGCCCUUUUUCUAAUAUAGAUAUUAAUCCUCGAAUGCGCCAUUGGAAUCUAACGAAGGAUAAUUACUCAUUAUUCUUAGGAGUUUAUAUUAUUUCAAUAAAUGACAUUUUUUUUUAUGUAGCUAACGAAGAAUUAUAUACAGAUUUAAAUUUUUUUUUCUUGGAAAAUUAAAACAAAUUAAUACAUAACAUGUACAUAAAGUUGGUUUUGAAAAAUAAAUCGUUACAAAAAUGUACUGACCGUAUUCAAAAAUAUACUUGUAAAAUUUUGGAAUUAUAAUUUAAUUAUCUCAUUAGAAAAAAAAACACCUAUUUAUGAAACAGCAUGGACCAUAUUUUUUUCUUUUUCUAGUAACAAAUAAGUUAUUGUUAAUUAUUAUUAAAUAGCAACUAUUUUAUAAAAUGUUUAGAGAGGUUAAUUUGAGAAAUAUUUAUAAUAAGUAUCUACGUACAAAGUUACCUAUCUGUAAUUAAAUAAAUUUAAAUUAAUCAAGUACCUACACAGACCCCCUUUACAACUUUAAGUUUUACUCACGUGAGUCCUUUACAUGCAUGUAAAUAUUAUAAGUUAAUUAAUUUUAAUGAACAAUAAGUUACAUUACAAGAAACUUCACUUUAACAAAUUUGUCAUAAAUUAAAUUAAGGCAGUCUGAAUAAAAUUAUAUAUAUAUAGCCACUUCAUUGAAAUAUACUGGAAUAUAUUUCAAAUCAAUUAAAUCCUUUAUAAAAUUUACUCGUGUAAGUGAAUGUCGUUGGUUAACUAACCAAUCGAUACAUUCACGACAUGUUACAUAUAAGAAUGUUUCCAUUUGUAAAUUCAUUGUAAGUUAUUUACGUAAGGUCGUGAGUAAAACAUACCUAAAUAUAAAGGGUGGUCGCCUAGUCUUAAGUUUUUGUUAUUUGCUUUUUCUGUUAUAUAUGUUAUAAUAUUGUUAAAGUAAUCAUUUUAAUCUCAAAGGGUUAUAUUUUAAGUCUGUUUAAAAUGACCUUAAGUUACUAAUCAUUAAUUGAUAUUAUUAAAUUAUUUUAAUAGUGCCUAUAUUAUUAGAAUUUUCUACGUUUCAUUAAGAGUGGAAUUAUAUUUUCUCCAUCGAUCAUUUAUUUUUUUAUUAUGUACCUAAUUAUUUAAUUAUUGAAUAAAUAAAAUUUAGACAGUA
This is a messenger RNA of Galleria mellonella (greater wax moth), 2632 nucleotides long. RefSeq names its product lipid storage droplets surface-binding protein 1 (gene Lsd-1). Gene Ontology annotation, biological process: positive regulation of triglyceride storage; lipid storage. Bases 133 to 1467 code for a protein of 444 amino acids. Lineage: Eukaryota; Metazoa; Arthropoda; Insecta; Lepidoptera; Pyralidae. Gene Ontology annotation, cellular component: lipid droplet; cytosol. The transcript is spliced from 9 exons. The record is from RefSeq and is a predicted model, not a curated record.